AUGACUUUUCCUUGUGUAUUUGCUGAUCUUGAUGGUUUCAUAGGGCUUUGGGAGUUAUGGACUGUUUUCAGACUGUUGUUCAUCAUAAGUUUAUAUUCCUUGCCACAACCUCUGAAGACAGGCUUAUAUGUGGCUGCAGGUUAUUUGUGCUGUCAGUUGUUAUUCUUUAUCUGGUUAUCCAGUUUUCAAGAUGUCGUGGCAGUGCAGACAGUAUUUAACCGAAGUCAUGUUUCUUCAAUGGCAGAGCUAGGCCUGGCUAAUCCACCUACUACUGGGUUUUUUGAUCCCAUAGAAAUAUCACCAGCUGUUAUUCCACAUUACCCAAAUCCUGCAGAUGAACCUUUGGCACCAAUGUACCCAACUUUUCCGACAAGAUAUGAGCCUGUUUUAACUGGGAAAUGUCCUGUAAAUUUCUCUACUAUAUCAAGUGUAAUGGAAAAAACCGCAUCUGAUUGUUCUCAACCCCUAGCAGCACUUGUAGGAAAUGUAAUAUGUUGCCCACAGUUUAGUAGUUUGAUCCGUAUCUUCCCGGGUCUCGAUAGCUUCAAGCCUGAUAAGUUGGUUUUGCAAAAUUCAGUCGCAAAUGAUUGUUUUACAGAUAUCAUCAGUAUCUUAGCCAGCAGGGGUGCAAACAGUACAAUAGCUACACUUUGCUCCAUAAAUUCAUCAAAUCUUACAGGUGGGUCCUGUCCAGUGAAGGACAUUAGUGCCUUUGAUAAAACAGUAAAUACAAGUGGAUUACUGGAGGCCUGCACAACUGUUGAUCCUCUUAAAGAGUGCUGCAGACCAAUCUGCCAGCUUGCAAUCAUGGAUGCUGCACGUCAAAUCUCAGGAAAACAGUUGAUGAUGAAUGAGAACAAAAAUUUAGUGGGUGGGCUUAACUACACUGAUACUCUAAGCGAUUGUAAAGGAGUGGUUUUUACAUAUCUUUCGAGGAAACUCUCGUCAGAUGCUGCGAAUACUGCAUUUCGAAUAUUAUCUGCCUGCAAAGUUAACAAAGUUUGUCCUUUGGAUUUUAAGCAGCCUUCAGAAGUAGUUAAAGCAUGUCGCAAUGUUGCUGCCCCUAGUCCUUCCUGCUGUAGCUCAUUAAACACUUACAUCUCUGGAAUACAAAAGCAAAUGUUGAUUACAAAUAAACAAGCUAUAAUCUGUGCUACAGUGUUUGGGUCCAUGUUGAGGAAAGGCGGGGUAAUGGAAAAUGUUUAUGAGCUUUGUGAUGUUGACUUGAAAGACUUCAGCAUUCAAGCAGCAUAUGGUCAAGAAGGGUGUCUACUUAAAAGCUUGCCUUCAGAUGUGAUUUUUGACAAUGUAACAGGCAUCAGCUUUAUAUGUGAUUUGAGCGACAACAUUGCAGCACCGUGGCCUUCGUCUUCCUCAAUUUCAUCGGUGUCCCUUUGUGCGCCUGAGAUGUCAUUGCCUGCACUACCAACGGCGGAGACUUUUAAAAAUCUUGGUGUGUACCACUAG
Molecule: messenger RNA, 1467 nt
Organism: Prunus armeniaca (apricot)
Lineage: Eukaryota; Viridiplantae; Streptophyta; Magnoliopsida; Rosales; Rosaceae
Source: the annotation of a GenBank genome assembly